Molecule: messenger RNA, 292 nt
Organism: Hibiscus syriacus
Lineage: Eukaryota; Viridiplantae; Streptophyta; Magnoliopsida; Malvales; Malvaceae
Exons: 1
Coding region: 6-272 (88 amino acids)
Source: RefSeq, a predicted model, not a curated record
UGAAAAUGGAGAAGAAGCAAGAAGACGUGGAUAAGAAGGCAGAGAAGAAAGAAAGCUUGGAGGGGCUGCCAAUAGAGGAUAGCCCUUACUUGAAGUACAAGGACUUGGACGAUUACAAGCGUCAAGGAUAUGGAACCCAGGGCCACCAACAACCGGAGCCUGGCCACGGUGCUGCUGGCUCUACCGACGCCCCCACUCUUUCCGGUGCUGAUUCCUCCUCUGAGCGCCCGUCACAUGCUUCGGAUACCAUUAAGCGUCAAGGGGUCCCUUGAAUUUACAACGAGGAUUUGGC